AUGAAGGCUUUUCUCUCCAGGCUGCACAUCGGCGGCGGCGCAAAGGACAAGGAAAGGGACCCCCAGCCAGUCCAGAAGGAAAAGUUCCCGCCGUUGCGCUCAUGGCCGCCAGACGAUCACAACAGAGCGACAUCUACCCCGACCUCCUACGCAUCGUUCAAGCCACUGCCCGAACUCCUGCCCUCCCAGCUGGCCGACCAGUUCUCGCCUCGACUGCUGCCGCCAAUCGACGAGCCAGCUUCUACUUCGACCAGAACGACACCCACUCCGACGCCAACUCCUACCUUGCCGUACACACCCUCACCUCAGCCGACGCUGCGCAACGAUGACCCCAGCGCUGAAGCAGCAAAUCGUGUCGCUUCACCCUCCAAGCAAGACCCAGAGGCUCCAGGUAGGAUUUCACGGAAACCGACAUCAACUUCAGUCAAUACAUCUCCUGCGCCUAACGAAGGCCAGAAGAAACAAGUCGCCUUCAUCUCUCCACCGCCAACGCCGAAUUUAACCGACGUCGAUCGCUCGUUGCCCGAUGCACCUGCUAACGGCCAGGCGUCUGCUUCGCCGCUCAAAACCACGUUGACGCGUUUUCAGGCCAUGCAUGGCAAGGAGCCUCGAGGCUCUACAUCUACAUCAGGCGCUUCCUCCUCGAAAACUGAUCUGUCGGCUACACCCAGCAGCAACACCGCUGUGAAAGCAACAUCGACACGAGCUACUUCACCUAGUCUUCACAAGACAUCUGGAGACGGCGUUUCCAUGCAAUCAUUGCGAUCCGGCACACCUUAUUCCCAGAUGUCCCAGAGCAGUGGUAGUCGCAUCCUAGCAGCCACAUCAUGGAGUGAAGUAAUUGAAGACGACCUCGUAUCCAACAUCGGUUCUCGAGAGCGCACACGGCAGGAAGUUCUGUUUGAAAUCAUAUCCAGUGAAGAAAGAUAUGUGCAGGAGCUCAUCAAAAUGAAGGAGACAUUCAUCGAUCCUCUUCUGCAUCCAUUCUCUUCAGCUGGUACACCAUUGUCAGCUUCCACUCCUAAUCUCGACUAUGACUACUACCGCGCGGAAUCUCCUCUCGAAUCAACAGACCAUCUACCCCCCAUCGCCGCCCGAUUCAUGUCGCCAACACCCACGACAGGCCAUCCACCUGGUUCUGGACCAUCCUCAAUACGGAAUAAGGACACACCAAACAUUGAUGGCGAAUCCUUGGACACAGACGAAGAAGCCGAAGGUGAUGACCGGAUUGGAAAGGGCUAUUCCUCUCGUCGACCAGAUGGCUCGAAGCAUGACCACCCUCGAUCACCAUAUCGCGCUACGGCGACCAAGACGAGUACCCGACAGGGCGGCACGUCAGUACCUUUUCCCUCCCGUUCCCACCAAUCCCUCCCGCCUCCUGCCCGCGCGAAUCCAAUGGCUGCUUCAACUCAAUCUCUUGGUAGGCAAUCGACUACACAAGAGCGCGAACGAGAGAGAAACCAUAGUCAAGGGCAGUCCUCGAAGCACACGACCUCCCAGAAGCCUGGCAUGCUCAAAAAGUUUAAGAAGAACCAGAAUUCAGUCGAGGAUGUAUUUGGUGGUUCCAUUGCUCCCCAACAGCUACCAGAAGAUUUGCGCGUAUGUUUGGAAGUCAUUGAUAAUGGUGUACUGGAAGGGCACAAACGACUAUCUGAGGCGCUCAAGAAAAGGUACGAUGACCAGUUCCCUUUAGUGCGCUCACUCGCAGACGUAUUCGUUGCCAAUUCCGACAUAUUUGGCGGCUAUGGGCAAUACGUGCUUCAUUUGGAGCGAGCGCUUGAGCAAGUCGAUAGUGCUUUGUCCAACGUGCCUGGGAAGAAGCCCAAGAAGCAAGAUAUGGGUGAAUGGCAGAGGGUCUGCAAAGCGCUCCAGAAAGUGGAGGAAAGCGCAGCAGACAAGGGCGAAACCGGCCUGGCUAUCACAAUAUCGAAACCCUUUCAGCGACUUCUCAAAUAUCCCCUCCUCUUCCAAAAUCUUCUGUUCCACACCGAUCCGAGCACGUACGAAUACGAAAGUACCUUGCAAAUGGUCGCGGAAGUCGAAACCAUCGUUCGGAGUAUCGAGGACGAGAAGAUCCAGAAGGAAGAGCGUGACAAGACACGUGAUGUCUUCGCCCGAAUCGAGGGCUUGGAGAAGGUCAAGCAAUUGGCUAUGCCCAAGCCAUCGAGGGUGCUUAUUGAAGAACGACAAUGCUUCCCCCCACCGCCUCAACCAGGCCAAGUUGGGAAAUUAUCCUCCCCUCCUCCUUCCAGCGCCAAGAAUGUGCGCGGGAAAUCGUCUUUCAAACGUCUCAGCGACGUUUUAUCGAAUAACAGCAACGGCAUUGGCGGAAAGAAGGACCUCUGGCUGGUCGUCUUCAACGAUGUCGUCUUACAAUGUCAGCGAACAGGCACGACGUCAGUACCACUAGUAUCGGGCUCGAGCUCUAGUAGAACCACUUCUAUGCCUGAGCUCCAAGGCAACAAGACUAAGUAUGCUACAACUGGGCGGCGAAACGCCCAAUUGAAAGCGCGCAACUUGUAUAAAUUCCUGAAGAUCGAGACGUGGACCAUCGGGGAUGUCACAAGUGCCCGAGAAGGUGUGGUCUCGAUGGAAGACGUCGUUCGUUCUCGAGCCCAAGCACACUCCAACCAACCACGAAUCGUCCCCCUUCCGGACGAGAACGAAGAUGAUGGUGGCGACUCCGACGACUCCGAUAAGAAGAGCAAGAUGAGCUUCUCGUAUUGGGGAGCUGACAAAGUCACAGUUCAGAAGCCGGUCAUCAAGCCUAGGACGGGUGUGGGUGUGGGCCGACGUGGAGCUAGCAAUUCGCCAUCUUACGGUCGCGAAUCGUCUGCUAAUGCGAAGUUCGGUACACGCCUGAUAUCGGAUUCUUCUCCAACGGUUCGUGCUGCCAGUCGACGCGCAGCUGGGACACCGACGUCAAAGAAGCCCGUCGCUGUUGACGACAAUAUCAAUUAUGCCAAAGCCACUGUCACUAGACCAGCUUGGGAUGGAAGUACACGCUCGGCCCUAUCCCCAACGCCGGGCGCAAAGCGGACGCGCAAUACCUCGCAAACAAGUUCGACUCCAAAACUUGUCGUCACUAAUAAACCAUUGGCUUCGCCUGCUCCAUCCGAGGACUCUGGGGUAGGCCUAUAUCGCCAGAUGAUUGCCAAUGAUGGUCUAAACCAAAUCUGA
This is a messenger RNA of Pleurotus ostreatus (oyster mushroom), 3180 nucleotides long. RefSeq lists its product as uncharacterized. The record is from RefSeq and is a predicted model, not a curated record. The coding region runs from base 1 to 3180 and encodes 1059 amino acids. The transcript is spliced from 5 exons. Lineage: Eukaryota; Fungi; Basidiomycota; Agaricomycetes; Agaricales; Pleurotaceae. Gene Ontology annotation, biological process: positive regulation of Rho protein signal transduction. Gene Ontology annotation, molecular function: guanyl-nucleotide exchange factor activity.